Olea europaea var. sylvestris is the source of this 1293-nucleotide messenger RNA. Its product is annotated as bZIP transcription factor 11-like. Lineage: Eukaryota; Viridiplantae; Streptophyta; Magnoliopsida; Lamiales; Oleaceae. The record is from RefSeq and is a predicted model, not a curated record. The transcript has a single exon. The coding region runs from base 689 to 1138 and encodes 149 amino acids. Gene Ontology annotation, molecular function: DNA-binding transcription factor activity; transcription cis-regulatory region binding. Gene Ontology annotation, cellular component: nucleus. Gene Ontology annotation, biological process: positive regulation of DNA-templated transcription.
UCCCAUCAACCUCAUAAACCUCCUCCUCUACUCUUCCCUUUCAUCCCAAUACAUUCUGAGUUCUCCUCUCUUUUCUUUUCCUUCAGAAUUCUUAUUUCUUAAGUAUAUUCUGCUAAUUUGGAACUGGGCAUUUGAUGAUUCAAAAACCCAUUUGUUAAAUCAUCGCCUGUUUCCCUAUAAAAAAAGAUUUCAAUAUGCUCUAAAAAUCUGACCCUGCAUAUUUUGUUCUUGAUGUUAUGUCUCAUGUACUCAGUGGAAUCAUUCGUUUAAGGUUUAUGAUAAAUUUCUCUCUCACACGCAGGACUCUUCUUGUUCAAUCUUUCUCUGUUAUCUUCCUCUACUGGUUCUAUGUGUUUUCAUAAGUAACCUUUUUUUUAAACACUUGUAAUAUUUAGCAUAAGAGGUCCUGCAAUUUUUAAGUUUUUGUUCUUCAGAAAUUUAAGUUAUUUAUCGUACUGUCUCGACUCUCGAGUUUAAUCAUAGUGUGGACUUAUCUUGACCACAUAUCGACCUAAUAUUUCAGGGGUCGGUUUAGUGUGUAUGAGAAGUGGUAUACCAUUUAAACUUGAAAACGUAUUUGUAGUAACAAAGUGGACGUAACUCUCACAUACUGUUAUAAUACAUUUUUUUUGCUUGUUUUCUGAUUUUAUUGUUGUUUGUAAUCUCCACGAUUUCGUGUAAACAAAAAAUGGCUUCUCCUAGUGGAAAUUCCUCUGGAUCGAUACAGAUUCAGAACUCUGGUUCUGAAGAAAACUUGCAGGAUUUGAUUGAUCAAAGGAAGAGGAAAAGAAUGGAAUCAAAUCGGGAAUCAGCAAGGCGAUCAAGGAUGAAAAAACAGAAGUAUUUGGAUGACCUGACGGCCCAAAUUGUUCUACUGAGGUACAAAAACAGCCACAUUUUAACAAGCUUAAACCUCACCACACAGGAUAAUAUAAAAAUGGAGGCUGAAAAUUUAGUCAUCAAGGCUCAGAUUAUGGAACUCAGCCAAAGACUGCAGUCCCUAAAUGACAUUCUUAGUUUCUUCAAAUCCAACAAUCCCAUGUUUGAGGAUUCCCAGGGCUGUCCUGAAAGUUACUUUUGCCAACAACCCAUCGUGGCCUCUGCUGAUAUGCUUUAUUUUGAUUAUAUUUUUGGGUAGACGGUGAAGUAUUGCACGGUAUUAAUAUUAUUCUACUUUUCGAAUAUGUAAAGAUGUUAAUAUCUUUUCAUGUGGUUUGUAUAAUGGUAGAUGGAUUGUAUUGUUUAGUUCGAUCGAGUAUUGUGUAUAAAAAUAUUUGUCAAGUGUCCUUUCUA